UAUAUAAUUUAGCCCAAACGUAUAGCUCUCCUAUCAAUCUGUAAGCCCAAUUAUUACAAUAAUCAAAAUAACCCUAAGCCCAAAUCCGACAUAAAUAUAUGGUUUUACGAUUUGGCAGUUUUCUCCCCGUUGCCCGCUCUCCUGCACCAGCAAACCCUAAACCCCAAUCCCCUAGAGACGAACGCGAAAUGGCGAGAAUUAAGGUGCACGAGUUGAGGCAGAAGAGCAAGGUGGAUCUGUUGGCGCAGCUGAAGGAUUUGAAGGCGGAGUUGGCGCUGCUGCGGGUGGCGAAGGUGACCGGUGGUGCCCCCAACAAGCUGUCGAAGAUCAAGGUUGUGAGGCUGUCUAUUGCACAGGUACUCACCGUCAUUUCGCAGAAGCAAAAAACCGCCCUCAGAGAAGCUUACAAGAAUAAGAAGUAUCUGCCGCUCGAUCUCCGCCCUAAGAAAACUCGCGCCAUCCGCCGCCGUCUGACCAAACACCAGGCGUCUUUGAAGACAGAAAAGCAGAAAAAGAAAGAGAUGUAUUUCCCAUUAAGAAAGUAUGCCAUUAAAGUUUAACUUUUCUGGUUCUGGAAUAGCAAUUUUGUUACUGUUUGGAGGAUCUUUGAUAUUGUUUCCAUCUAUUGUUAGAAUUUGCGAUUUAGAUAUAUGUGGUUUGCGAUGUCCAGACAUGAAAUUGAAGUAUUAUUGUUUUUCUACACAAUGUUAUCCUUGGCGUUUCCAUAAAAAAUCCAAGAAUCUUACUAGUCAAA
Molecule: messenger RNA, 754 nt
Organism: Salvia miltiorrhiza (redroot sage)
Lineage: Eukaryota; Viridiplantae; Streptophyta; Magnoliopsida; Lamiales; Lamiaceae
Product: 60S ribosomal protein L35-like
Exons: 3
Coding region: 99-560 (153 amino acids)
Biological process (GO): translation; maturation of LSU-rRNA from tricistronic rRNA transcript (SSU-rRNA, 5.8S rRNA, LSU-rRNA)
Cellular component (GO): ribosome; cytosolic large ribosomal subunit
Molecular function (GO): structural constituent of ribosome; mRNA binding
Source: RefSeq, a predicted model, not a curated record